Molecule: messenger RNA, 747 nt
Organism: Elgaria multicarinata webbii
Lineage: Eukaryota; Metazoa; Chordata; Lepidosauria; Squamata; Anguidae
Gene: FOXL3
Product: forkhead box L3
Exons: 3
Coding region: 1-747 (248 amino acids)
Biological process (GO): anatomical structure morphogenesis; cell differentiation; regulation of transcription by RNA polymerase II
Molecular function (GO): DNA-binding transcription factor activity, RNA polymerase II-specific; RNA polymerase II cis-regulatory region sequence-specific DNA binding
Source: RefSeq, a predicted model, not a curated record
AUGUUUGACAACACCCAGUACCCCUAUAACUGCUUUAAUUAUGAUGGGGAUGACUACCCAACCUGCAGUUCCGAUGAAGAGAAAAGAUUCACCAGACCAGCAUACAGCUACAUUGCUUUGAUCGCAAUGGCCAUUCAGCAGAGCCCUUCCCACAAAGUGACCCUGUCCGGCAUUUACGACUUCAUCAUGAAGAAAUUCCCUUACUACCGAACGAACCAACGGGCCUGGCAGAACUCGAUCCGUCACAACCUUUCUCUGAACAGCUGCUUCGUCAAGGUACCCCGAACAGAAGGCAAUGACAAAGGAAAAGGAAAUUAUUGGAGCUUUGCAUCAGGAUGUGAAUCCAUGCUGGAUCUGUUUGAAAAUGGGAAUUACAGGCGGAGGAGGAGGAGGAGGAAUGUGAAGAGGGAACCCAGAGAAAAACGGUCCAACGGAGAGAGCAAUCGCCUGCCCGUGCUGUCCCCGGUGGAUUCUGGCUUCCCCGGCAUCUCCUGUCCUGGUGAGAGAAUGGAAUCUCAACCUAAACCUUUGGAACCUCGCGAGCUUUUUCCAAAUGCCGCCGCCAGCCGCCAGAGUCUAAACAGCUCCUCUGUAGGAAAAUCUGACUCCGAAAUUAAAUUUAGCAUUGAUUACAUUCUCUCCUCCCCAGACCCUCUGCCUGUCCUGAGGUCUCCGUAUCAUGCGCAAGAUAAUAAAUACCACCUCUUGGAUUCUCAGCAAAUUAACCUUCAGUUUUGGACAAUGUGA